Alligator mississippiensis (American alligator) is the source of this 6411-nucleotide messenger RNA. It is a transcript of the gene GIT2, whose product is annotated as GIT ArfGAP 2. The transcript has 20 exons. The record is from RefSeq and is a predicted model, not a curated record. Gene Ontology annotation, biological process: brain development; regulation of ARF protein signal transduction. The coding region runs from base 62 to 2341 and encodes 759 amino acids. Lineage: Eukaryota; Metazoa; Chordata; Crocodylia; Alligatoridae. Gene Ontology annotation, molecular function: GTPase activator activity; protein binding.
AGGGCGGCAGGAAGCGGCCCCAGCCCCCCCUACCCCGCGCCCGCCACCCGCCCGCGCCGGCAUGUCGAAGCGGCUGAGGAGCAGCGAGGUGUGCGCCGACUGCAGCGCUCAGGACCCUUGUUGGGCAUCAAUAAACCGGGGGAUUUUAAUUUGUGAUGAGUGCUGUAGCGUGCAUCGGAGCCUGGGGCGUCAUAUCUCACAAGUGAGGCAUCUCAAACACACACCAUGGCCUCCAACGUUGCUGCAGAUGGUUGAAACACUGUAUAAUAAUGGUGCUAACUCCAUAUGGGAACAUUCUUUGCUAGACCCAGCAUCUGUUAUGAGUGGAAGGCGCAAAGCUAACCCACAGGAUAAAGUCCAUCCCAACAAAGCAGAAUUCAUUAAAGCUAAAUAUCAAAUGCUAGCAUUUGUUCAUCGCUUGCCAUGCCGAGAUGAUGACAGCGUUACUGCCAAAGACCUUAGUAAGCAACUCCAUUCCAGUGUGAGGACAGGGAAUCUGGAGACAUGUUUGAGAUUACUCUCUUUAGGAGCCCAAGCCAACUUUUUUCACCCCGAAAAAGGAAACACCCCACUUCAUGUUGCUGCCAAAGCAGGACAGAUUUUACAGGCAGAGUUGUUAGCAGUCUACGGUGCUGACCCUGGCACACAAGACUCCAAUGGAAAAACUCCGGUAGACUAUGCAAGGCAAGGUGGGCAUCAUGAUCUGGCAGAGCGCCUUGUAGAAAUACAGUAUGAACUUACUGACAGACUUGCAUUCUAUCUUUGUGGAAGAAAACCGGAUCACAAAAAUGGACAACAUUUUAUUAUACCUCAAAUGGCAGACAGCAGUCUAGAUUUAUCUGAAUUGGCAAAAGCAGCUAAGAAGAAGCUUCAGUCUCUAAGUAACCAUCUAUUUGAAGAACUUGCCAUGGAUGUGUAUGAUGAAGUUGACAGGAGGGAAACAGAUGCAGUUUGGCUUGCUACUCAGAACCACAGCACAUUGGUGACUGAGAAAACAGUUGUCCCUUUUCUUCCUGUAAAUCCCGAAUAUUCCUCAACAAGGAAUCAGGGAAGACAGAAACUGGCCCGGUUUAAUGCCCAUGAAUUUGCUACGCUAGUUAUAGAUAUUUUAAGUGAUGCUAAACGAAGACAACAAGGAAAUUCUGUCACGGGUUCUAAAGAGAACGUGGAACUGAUACUGAAAGCUAUCAACAGCCGUCAUAAUAGUGAGAACCAGGAUAUUGACCAGCCUGAUUAUGACAGUGUUGCAUCAGAUGAAGAUACAGAUUUGGAAACAAAUGCAGCUAAAGCAAGCAGGCAGAAGAGCCUGGAUUCAGACUUGUCAGAUGGGCCAGUCACAGCACAAGAAUAUAUGCAGGUUAAAAAUGCCUUGAUGGCUUCUGAAGUAAAGAUACAACAGCUAAUGAAGGUGAACAUCAACUUGAGUGAUGAACUGAGAAUUAUGCAGAAAAAGCUUCAAACGCUACAGAGUGAAAAUACAAACCUCAGAAGACAGGCCACAACCAAUAUAUAUCAGGUCCAAACUGGUUCUGAAUAUACAGAUCCCACCAACAAUUCUUCUUUAAAGCGACGACCAUCUGCCCGGGGUAGCAGACCUAUGUCUAUGUAUGAGACUGGAUCAGGUCAGAAACCCUACCUCCCUAUAGGAGAGGUCACAUACCCAGAAGAGAGCAUAACAAGACUACAGCCUUUCCCUCCACAUAUCGGGAGGAGUGCGUUUGUGACCUCCUCUUCAUCUCUGCCUUCCUUCCCCUCCACGCUUUCCUGGUCAAGGGAUGAAAGCACACGAAGGGCAUCAAAAUUAGAGAAACAGAAUAGCAUGCCUGAAAGUGACUAUGAUAACCCCACCCCCAGUCUGGAGCUGGAUGAACCAGGGUCAGGUAGAAAAGGAAGGCAGAGAAGUGUCAUUUGGCAGGGGGAAGGGUCUAUCCCUGAGAACACCGACACAGACGCAGCCCCAAGCUCCACCCUGCCCAGCACAGAAGAUGUUAUUCGAAAAACUGAACAGAUCACUAAGAACAUCCAGGAGCUGUUACGAGCAGCACAAGAAAAUAAGCAUGACAGCUAUAUACCAUGCUCAGAAAGAAUACACGUGGCAGUAACAGAAAUGGCAGCUUUGUUCCCAAAAAAACCCAGAUCUGAGCUGGUGAGGACUUCCCUACGCCUGCUGACAUCUAGUGCCUACAGACUCCAGUCAGAAUGCAAAAAAACCCUUCCUGUGGAGCCCUGCCCUACCACGGACAUCCAGCUGGUCACUCAGCAAGUUAUUCAGUGUGCAUAUGACAUUGCUAAGGCUGCUAAGCAACUGGUUACCAUCACAACCAAAGAGAACAACAACUGAGGCCGGUUGGGUUUUUUAGUCUUGCUUUUAUAAAGGUUGGAUUUAAAAUUUAGACAUGUAACUAUUCAGAUUUUUACAAGAAAAUUAAGGGGGGCAAGAAACUUUUUUUAAAAGCUCAGUAUUAUUUUUGCAUGUUUUCUAACAGAAUUUUCACUGAUUAAUUUAACCCACUGCCUUAUUUUUGUGCCUGUGUUGCCAGUUUAGUUAUAGAUUAUAGUAUGUUGCAUAUAGCUGUCAAGCCAAUAUAACAAACCAAUGUUGUAUCACAAGUUCUUAUAGGAGAUUCCUGGUGGCCAUAUUCUGCUUUCAGAUAUUGCGCGCACAGCUUCCAUCAAAGUCAAAUGCACAUAUCAGAGGGCAGAAUCUCGCCUUCGCUCUGUACAUCCUGGAGCUUGGUCUGCAGGGGGAAUCCCAUGGAAUACCUUGCUCUGUUUCAUAGUAGCUAGGGUCAGGAGGGACCUGAACAGAUCAUCUAGCCUGACCCCUGCCACAGGCAGGAAUGGAUGCUGGGUUCCCAAGACCCCAGACAGGUGAUCAUCCAACCUCCUCUUGAAUAUGCCCAAGGUAGGGGCGAGGACCACUUCCCCAGGAAGUUGGUUCCAGAUUUUGGCCACCCUAACUGUAAAAUAUUGCCUUCUGAUCUCUAACCUAAACCUAUUCUCCAUCAGCUUAUGACCAUUGUUCCUUGUCACCCCGGGUGGUGCUGGGGAGAAAAGGGCUCUGCCUAUUUGCUGUUGAUCCCCCCUGAUGAGCUUGUAGGCAGCCCCCAGGUCCCCCUCAGCCUCCUCUUGCUGAGGCUGAACAGGUUCAGGUCCCCCAGUCUCUCCUCGCAGGGCCUGUCCUGCUGCCCUCUCACCAAGCGGGUGGCCCUCCUCUGCACCCUCUCCAGGCUGGCCACAUCCCUCCUGAAGUGCGGCGCCCAGUACUGGAUGCAGUUAGUAGAGCAGUGGACUAUGGAGGCGCCAGGAAUGUAACUGUUGGACAGUAGGAUGAAAUUUUAUAGUCUUCCUGAUAAUGGAAUACAAAGGUUAUAUUACCUGUUCCCAUAUGAACUGUUGUGCAAUAAUAUUUUUCCUUAGUUUGCUAAAACUAUAGUUGUGGGCAUCCAAGCUUAUAUUAAAUGGUAACUAUACAAGGUCUUUGUCACUUUAUCUAUUUUGGAAGGAAGCAUGAAAUGUAGUAGUUAUUUCUUUUAGUUGUCACUAUACCAUUAGUUUUUACAUUUGAUGUUACUUUUAGAAAGGGCAUUAGUGGUUAAAACAUGCCGUUAUUUUUAUCUCUGAUAUAAGUGACUCAUUCUGAAAUUUCCCACAGAACGUAUUCUCGCUCAGUAUCAUCUUCAAGCAAUAUCUUGUUUGCAGCAGGUUUUUUUUAAUCUUUUAGAGGUGUCAUUUCACUAAAGAGUUGUGAUUCUUUUUUUUUUAACGGAAGAUGAGAAAGAAGGCUACUUCUAAGGUAGUCUGGCAGUGCACCACAUCUGCAUUGAAAUGUGUACUGAGAAGACACCUCAUGAAAGUUUCCCAAACUCUGUGGACAGUAUCCAGAAGGACCUGUACAGGAAGGGCCACACCCCACCAUAUGCUAAUCCAACCACUUUAAUGUGUGCGCCAUUCAAAUUCUAGUACUUUUUUCACUCUCAAAUUUUUACCUUUGGUCUUUAAAAAUGUGAAGUCCCUGUUUCCAAAGGCGGCAGGUACUUUUGGAGCUCAUUGAAAAUCCAUGGCAGGUAGGCUGCUAAGUCACCUUUGGAAAAUAGGAGUUUAGGUUCCUGUGUUAGGCUACCUGAAAAUGUCCUCUCCGUGCUCCUCCCCCAUCUUGACAAAAUUGACCUCUUUUUGGUAGUCUCUCAAAGCACUUUUCUAUUUAAUGCAAAUCUAUGAAAAAGAAAUUAAGGCUUCAUGUUCGGACUAAAAAACCGUAUUCAGUUUAUGUGUAAACCAUUUUUACAUACAAGUCUGUCCUAAAAUAUCCCCCCGAGAUGCGAACAUCCUUCUGUGCUUCAACUCGGACGGAAUUUCCAGGAGUGACUGUUGUGGGACUCAGACACCUGUGCAAUACUAACGUCUGCAAUAGGGCUCCGCGUCUCAGUGAGGAUGAAAUCUGGUCUUUGCUAACAAUCACGUGAAGUUGUGAGACUGAAUUUGCCUUUCCUCGCUUCCCUGGAGCUAGACAGACGGGUAGGGCUGAGAAGAAAAAGGAGCUAGCUUUAUUUUUAGUACUGAAGUAACAUGGACUCUGAAUGCCAAGAGGGAGCAGAUUAUGUUAUAGUUAGCUGCUCUUCAAACCAGGAUCACAGUUAAUAUAGGUAUUUUCCUCACACCGUGUUAGAACAUGAGAGUGAGAUUUUUAUAAAAGUCCUACAUAUUUUUUUAUAUUUGAAUAUGUAUAAAACCAUGGGGAAACUUGUGAACUGCAAAGGCAUGGAUUUUCCCACCUGGCCGAUCAGCUUACCUUGUUAAAAAGUAAUGGGACAAUGCAGUUUCCUUUGAACGCCCCCAAAACUGUUGGACCAUACACUUGUCGUACGUUGUCCAGUCAGUUACUGCUUAAGCAUUGUAAUGUAAUGGGUAUUACUGGUCAAGAGUCAUCCUCUAAUGGUUUGUCCAGAUAAAUACAUGCUGGAUCUGGUCUUCACAGAAAUGUUUGGUUUGGAAAUGCCAGAUUGUAGGAGGCUGUCUGCUGUUCUGUAAACAGAUCUGCAGUAUUGUUUGCUACAUCACUUGGGGCUUUUUGGUGAAAAUUUUACUUUGUUCAGGUUAACAAAUUAGCCCUUCAGAUUCCUUCCUUAUAAAAUUAUCAUGUGUUUAUAUGUAUAUAUAAACACUGACUAAGUGCCAUAAUGUUGGAUGCUGAUGUUAUGUUGUAAUUGCCUUUUUAAAGUAUAGUACUAUUUCGGGGUGAGAAGGAAAAACAAGUAGGAUAAUCCUAUUGCAGUUUCACCCUCACCAUACAUGGUUGUAUUUUUGCCUUCCCCUCUCCUGCACCAUAGGACUGUUUCUGGGACACAAAAAGGCAUAUAGACAGACUGAGAUUAGUGCUGAAAGCAGAUAUUUAUAACAAGUAUUCUUCAAAUGAAACCACUUAUUUGUAAGGUAUUGUAUGAAAUGAGAUAACGUCCUUCAAGAACCUCCUCUGAACCAGCCUAAAAGAAAUGUGCAGCGUGACAUUUGUUCGUGGCCAUUGGGGCAUUGCUACAUGUGGUUUUUACAUAUCCUGCGUGGGAAGUCGAGCAGUGUAACAACACUUCCUGAAGUAGAUCGUUAGGAUAUGGAUUGUUCAAAGUUUUGCUCUGUGCCAAAAUGUAAAAAAAGCCUUUAAAUCGUAUGAAUGACGGCACAUCCUCCCUCGGCAUUGCUAGUGGUAGGAUUUACAAACAUCCAGUUCAUCAGCCUCUUGGUGUGAUGAACUUCCACAAGUCUACUCAAGUGUAUCCCACUUCAUAUGCUAGAGCCGGAUUCUUUUAUUAAACGUCAAACACCAGUUUUAUGGUCCUGUUGGUAAACUGCACCUUCUCUAAACAGUCCUCUCUCCCUUCUGCGUUGUCAGGGUAGCAGCACAUCACUGCACUGAGGUGGUGUACUUUUGGUACAAUGUCUGCAGCAUUUAUAGUACAGUAUUUCUCUUCAAGAAACCAAUAGGACAGGUGCACUUUAUGGAAAUGGCACUUUGAGCAAAAGCCGACUCCACUUCGCCAAACCCUUUAGCUCAAGGAUGUGUUCAUGAUCUACUCCACCCAUUUUUGGGUUUGCCAAAGAGUAGUAAAUUGGGCCCAAAGCUAGUGUAACUGUUAAUGCCCCCUAGUCAGGAGGAGUUACAGAAGCUAGAAUAGUAGUUGUGCAAAAAAGUUUAUUCCUGUGGCUAGAUUCCCACUUUCCAAAAAACAAAAAGCAGAAACUGUGUAUUUCCUCCCCCAGUGCUCUUAUUGAAGUAUAACCCUCUCUCCAAAUGCUGCACAGGAAAGUCAAAAUGCCUUUUUAUGGACUUGUAUUUAUCAGUGUCAUUCUGUCUGUACUGUACUCAUGACUUAGCCUUUAAUGUUUAAUGUAUAACUAUAAAAUUAUUGUACAAGC